AAAGAAAACAUUUAAUAUUAUUUAAAAAUGGGUAAAAUAACCAAGCGAGGGACAUGUGUAUAUAUAUAUAUAUGAUAUUUUAUAAGGUUUUUUUUAUUUUGGCUUUCAUUCACUUUUUCACCAUGAUUUCUCUCAAAUCCUCCCCCUGUAUUUAGUAACACAUUAGCCUAAAUUGGCAUAUUAUCUCUCUUUUCUACGUUUGUCUUUGUUCCUCAGGCAUGGUGGAUAUGGAAUACCUAUGUAUAGUACCUUCCCGUCCUCCCUUAAGUCUGGUGGAGUUCUGUCAUUCUUACCUGGUAUUUUUUUAGAACCUCAUUCCUAAUGUUUGCAUCUCUUUGUCCAGAGAAUGAAUGUGUAGUUGGUUUAUUGUAGAGUCUGUUUGUGUUUCUGGGAACUCUCAGACUUCAAUCUCAUCUCUUCUGGUUCAGGGGUCAUAUUUUUGAGAUUUCAUGUCUCGACUAACAUUCCUUUUGGGGGAAAACAAAUCCUUGUUGUACGUUAUUCUCCUCAGUUACCUCUUAUAAAAGUAUUACUGCCAAUAUUCUAUUAAGGAGUAUUUAAUAACUCGGGGUCAGUAUUUGUCCAUUGUUGUUCUGAAGAGCCUACAGUUUCAUAUGAUCAAAAAACUAAAAAUUGACACAGCUGUGGCAGCCACUCAGCUACUCAGCUGUUUCUAUGAUUUUCAUUGCCACUCUAUUUUUGGGAUGUUAUUUAGUUUUUUAAGGCAGCACUCAAGGCUAAACUGAAGGUCUGUCCAGUCCAGUCCUGCAACACCCCUAAGUAGAUCGUCUUAAUGUCCACCAGUGUAUCCUCAGCCACCAUCAGUGUGUCUGCUCUUUCAUCUUUCUAACCACCAACAUCAGUCUUCUCCACUGUCCACCUGUCUGUCCAUCAUCUGUGAAGUUUUUCACGGUGUUUCCACAUUGUUUUGUAGCUCUCUCCCUUUGUUUGAGAUUUGGUCUUGUGGCCUGGUUUUUAUGGUCAGAUAUUUCAGCCUGAAGGCGUCUCUAAGACGUCUGCCAAGAAUUGGCAGGCCUACCGUUUGACUUGGUGAUGUCAUCUGGCAGCAGUGUUGAACUCUGUCCUGAGGUUUACACCCUGAUCGUUCAUGGAUGAGUCAUGUCUUAUGGUGGAACUUUGAUCAUGAUUGCCUUAACUGAAGAUACCGGUUUUGGUGAAACCAGAAAAAAGAUCAUCUUGAUUAAAAAGGACUUGCAUCAAGACAAUAACGUUUAGGUAGCUUAGCUUAAACUGCACCCAUCUUAAUAUCUUUGUGUGUGUCCGUGUGUGUGUGUGUUUUCGGGUGCCUCACCAACCUUUGAGCGAUCAUGCUGCGUGCUAGUGUAGUUGGCCUGAAUUUCUUGUUUUUCCAAAACCACAAGUGAAUCUGGAAUGGUGUAAUGGGUGACUUUAGCGCCACUAUUGGAUGUUUUCUGACAUUGGCAUCAGAGGGUAUUAGUGGAAGUCAGGUAGUUGUAGAGUAACCUUGAUUUGGUUUAGGCACAACCAUUGGGUGUCUGUAGCACUGUCAUCAGGUGGUUUGAUCAAAUUCCACCGCUCCCAUGAGAGUCACCUUAAGUUAGUUAUUAUGGCAUCUAUUGAACCUUUGGAACUAAAGUUCUUGUUCUUUGAGUUGAUUAAAAUAUUUAAUCUUUCUUUAAUAAAUGAAUGAAACUGACAACGUUACAAUCAGACGCUCUGUCCUUUGACCUCUUAUGCACCUGUCUGGUUAAACAUGGACCUGUGCCAUGAUCACCAGAGUGUCCAAAGCUCAAACCACACAUACACACACACUCCGACUAAACUAUCUUAUAAUAAAUCUGCGUGUCGGGAAAAGUAGAGCCACUGCUGAGCCUCACAGACUCCAGGAGGUGGAUUCCAGCAAAACCUCAGAGAGACCUAAUUCCCCUAUCUUGCUGCCAGCUGUCUACAGUCCUCCUUUGGGCAUGGAUACUCACACUGUCUGCAUCCCAUCUCCGUACACUGACAGUGGUCAUGAGUACAACCUUGGACACGGACCUCUGACAUUCUAUGGUCCACCGGUACUGAGCUACAGUCGGCCACCUGUCACUGACAGCCAGGGAGCGGUGUGUGGCCCCCUCAGUCCUACGGCUUUUUGGCCCCCACAUGGACCCGCCAACAUAUCUUCUCUGACACUACGCUGCCCUCAGCCACUCGUCUAUAAUGAGCCCAGUCCACACGGGUGCUCGUGGAUGGAGCCUAAAGCCCACAGCAUCAACCCCAGCAGUUCCAUCCUCAGCUGUAACAAGCUGGUGGGGAAAAGAUUAGGAGAAGGUGGAGAAGGUGUGAACUCUUCCUCAUCGUCCAUGUUGGUUAAAACUGACAUGCACUUCUGUGCUGUGUGUCACGACUAUGCCUCUGGUUACCACUAUGGCGUGUGGUCCUGCGAAGGCUGCAAGGCCUUCUUCAAGAGGAGUAUCCAAGGUAGGCAGACUGUUUUUUAUAGGAAACACGCAAACACCCCACCCUUGAAAUGUCCAAGUGGCAGAAAAGUAAAUGAGUCUGGUAUAGAAAAUGUCAUUUACCAAAAAUGUUUAAGACAAAACUGUAUCCACACAGUAGCCAAAAGAUAUCUAUGUGAACUAAAAUAUAGCCAAAUAGCUACGACAUGUCUUCUUUAUUUAACCAGGCAAGUCGUAUUAACAUGGUGGCAAAAGGUGAAACAAGGAGAAACAAACAAAAAAGGAUACUAAAGAAAAAAACAAAAACAAAUAGGAAAAAGGAACAUAAAUAUGUAGAAAACACCUUAGCUAAACACCUUAGCUAAACAUGGACAACAUAUGACACCAAAUAAAUACGAAUGACAAACAUACAUGGUGGUAUAUACCAUGCUAGCAACAAAAAAAUUGAAUAAAGGCAAAUUACUAUAUUUUUUAUUAGUUUUUAUGAUUUUUUUAUAAAUUAUUAUAGUAUGUCACUUUGGAUCAUUGGUUGGUGUUGAAGUAUAUUUUUUAAACCUUAUUAGUAAAAAAAAAGUACUUGGCUACACUUUGGCAAAUUUGUACAUUUUACACAUUUUUGGAAUAAUUUUCAAAGACUUUUCAGAAUUUUUUGGCAUAGUGUUUUGAUUAGUGGUUGUUUUUUCAGAAAAAAUAAAAAUAAAUUUCAUGGUUAAAUUUUUUUUUUUUUUUUUUUUUCUGAAAACUUGUUCAGGAAUUGUUAUCCUGUAUUAUUUACUGUGAUAAAAGCUUGAUGUACCAAAGGCUUUUCUUUGGAAAUUAAACAGUAAAAAUUGAUUAAGCUUAUUUUGAGGCAAAUGAGUGUAUUUUUUGUCCAUUCUGUCGUGUUCAUCCCAACCCCUUCCUUUGGUGUACACCAUCUUUUCAUCACAAUAAAAUACUAUACCAAUAAGUUCCCGAACAAAUCUCCGGAAAAAAAAAGUUUCUCAAAAAUGACUAAAAAUACACUAAUUUGUCUUAAAAGACUUAGCUAUGUGCAUUUUUGUGGUUAAAAUUCAGAAAAAAAUAUACUUUUUUGGUAUUCCAACUUUUGAUCACAGUAAAACACUUUACCAAUGAGUUCCUGACCAAAUCUCCGAUAAUAAAAGU
This is a messenger RNA of Cynoglossus semilaevis (tongue sole), 3569 nucleotides long. RefSeq names its product estrogen receptor beta-like. The record is from RefSeq and is a predicted model, not a curated record. The transcript has 3 exons. Bases 1749 to 2714 code for a protein of 321 amino acids. Gene Ontology annotation, biological process: regulation of DNA-templated transcription. Gene Ontology annotation, molecular function: zinc ion binding; sequence-specific DNA binding; DNA-binding transcription factor activity. Lineage: Eukaryota; Metazoa; Chordata; Actinopteri; Pleuronectiformes; Cynoglossidae.